Puntigrus tetrazona (Sumatra barb) is the source of this 8479-nucleotide messenger RNA. RefSeq names its product protein unc-79 homolog. The transcript is spliced from 51 exons. Gene Ontology annotation, molecular function: protein binding. Bases 356 to 8242 code for a protein of 2628 amino acids. Lineage: Eukaryota; Metazoa; Chordata; Actinopteri; Cypriniformes; Cyprinidae. The record is from RefSeq and is a predicted model, not a curated record.
ACACGUGUAAAGGUCGAUCUGAUCUGGUGUUCUCGUGCACUACGUGAUGGCGAUGAAGUCGAUAUUUAAUCAAUAUUUCUUUCAUGACUCGAUCCGCAUCUUCUCCGGAGCUCGACGCGAAAUAGUCCGUGUUUUGUACGCGACAGUUAUGCAAAGAAGCCUUUUUCGGUUCUAAAUGUGAAUCCCACGCAAUUAGCCCCUCAGUCGGAGACACCGCGGAGAAGGUGGACGUCCAGAAGGGUCUGUGUGAUGAUCCUGAGCUCCGUCAGUCUUCGGCGCUUUCACCUGAUCACUUCUGCUGCUCCAGCCGAUCACAUUUUCACAUUUGCUUUAUGAACCGCGGAGACUUUCCAACAUGUCUACGAAAGCAGAGCAAUUUGGCUCUAAGAUUCGAUACUUGCAAGAGUAUCACAACCGUGUGCUUCACAAUAUUUACCCAGUGCCAUCGGGAACAGACAUUGCAAAUACUCUGAAAUACUUUUCCCAGACCCUGCUCAGCAUCCUGUCCCGUACAGGCAGAAAGGAGAGCCAGGAAGCUUCCAAUUUGGCCGUGCCCAUGACCAUGUGUCUUUUUCCUGUGCCAUUCCCACUCACCCCAUCUCUAAGACCACAAGUCAGUUCCAUCAACCCUACAGUUACUCGAUCCCUCCUUUACAGCGUUCUGCGGGACGCCCCGGCCGACCGGGGUGGUGCCACCCAGCAGAGUCGGGAGGUUCAGAUCUCAGAUUACCCCUCACUGGACUAUCAGGGGCUCUAUGCCACCCUCGUCACCUUGCUUGACCUGGUGCCCCUGCUGCAGCACGGUCAGCACGAUCUGGGACAGGCCAUAUUUUACACCACAACAUGCCUUCUGCCUUUCCUUAGUGAUGAUAUUCUCAGCACUUUACCCUACACCAUGAUCUCCACUUUAGCCACCUUCCCUCCGUUCCUGCACAAGGACAUCAUAGAGUAUCUGAGCACAUCCUUCCUGCCAAUGGCCAUUUUGGGUUCGACUCGAAGAGAGGGUGGUGUUCCAGCAUAUGUCAAUCUCUCUGCCUCCUCCAUGCUGAUGAUCGCCAUGCAGUACACUUCAAAUCCAGUGUACCACUGUCAGCUUUUGGAGUGUCUCAUGAAAUACAAGCAGGAAGUAUGGAAGGAUCUUCUGUACGUCAUAUCCUACGGCCCGUCCCAAGUCAAACCUCCAGCUGUUCAAAUGCUCUUCCAUUACUGGCCCAACCUGAAGCCUCCUGGUGCCAUCAGUGAGUACAGAGGCCUGCAGUACACAGCUUGGAACCCCAUUCACUGCCAACAUCUUGAGUGUCAGAACUCUAUUAAUAAGCCAGCAGUGAAGAUGUGUAUUGAUCCCACACUCUCAGUCGCACUGGGUGACAAACCUCCCCCCUUAUACAUCUGUGAGGAGUGCAGCCAGAGGAUCGCUGGUGAUCAUGCGGAGUGGCUUGUUGAUGUGCUUUUACCACAAGCUGAGAUUUCUGCUAUAUGUCAGAAGAAGAACUGCAGCUCUCACGUCAGGCGUGCUGUCGUCACCUGCUUCUCAGCAGGAUGCUGCGGUCGCCAUGGCAACCGGCCUGUGCGCUACUGCAAGCGUUGUCAUGUCAACCACCACAGCAGCGAGGUGGGGGCAUCGGCUGAGACGCAUCUGUACCAGACAUCUCCCCCACCCAUCAACACCCGCGAGUGUGGAGCCGAGGAGCUGGUGUGCACCGUGGAGGCGGUCAUCAGUCUGCUGAAAGAGGCUGAGAUCCAUGCAGAGCUGCGGGAGUUUGAGCUGAACCGCCGCCGUCAGAUGGGUCUGUCUUCAUCCCAUCAUUCCCUGGACAACCUGGAGUUUGACAACAAAGAGGACGACCAGCACGACCAGAGACUGCUCAGCCAGUUCGGCAUCUGGUUCCUGGUGAGUCUGUGCACGCCGAGCGAGAACACCCCCACAGAGAGCCUGGCCAGGCUGGUCAGCAUGGUGUUCCAGUGGUUCCACUCCACCGCCUACAUGAUGGACGACGAGGUGGGCAGCCUGGUGGAGAAGCUCAAGCCUCAGUUUGUCACCAAGUGGCUGAAGACAGUGUGUGAUGUGCGCUUUGAUGUCAUGGUCAUGUGCCUGCUGCCCAAACCGGUGGAGUUCGCCAGGGUGGGUGGUUACUGGGAUAAGUCAUGCAGCACGGUGACGCAGCUGAAGGAAGGACUGAACCGAAUCCUGUGUUUGAUCCCCUAUAACGUGAUCAGUCAGCCGCUCUGGGAGUGCUUCAUGCCCGAGUGGCUUGAGGCGAUCCGCACUGAAGUUCCUGACCAGCAGCUCAAGGAGUUUCGUGAGGUCCUCAGUAAGAUGUUUGACAUUGAGUUGUGUCCACUGCCCUUUUCCAUGGAGGAGAUGUUUGGAUUCAUCAGCUGUAGAUUCAGUGGAUAUCCAGCGUCUGUGCAGGAGCAAGCACUGCUGUGGCUUCACGUUCUAUCAGAGCUGGACAUCGUGGUUCCUCUGCAGCUGCUCAUCAGCAUGUUCUCUGAUGGUGUGAAUUCACUGAAGGAGCUGGCCAAUCAGAAAAGAGCUCGGUCUGCAGACCUGUCUGGAAGCGCAGGAGCCCGCCGGGUGAGUGUGGUGUCUGACCCAGGCCGGAGAGGGCAGCACAAUAACCUGAGUCCCUUCCCCAGUCCCUUCCGGAGCCCCUUCCGGAGCCCCCUGCGCUGCAGCCCCUUCAAGAACCUCGGCCAUGCUGCCGGAAACUGUGCCCUGGACCUGGACUGUGACGACGACGACAUGAACCUGGGCUGCUUCAUCCUCAUGUUUGACCUGGUGCUGAAACAGAUGGAGCUGCAGGACGAGGCUCUGACCCCGGGGCUGGAGAGCAGUUUAGGCCGGGAUGUGGUGGGCAUUAUCAACAGCGUUCUACAGGCUCCAUGGGGUGGAUCACACACCUGUCAGAAGGAUGAGAAGGCCCUGGAGUGCAGUCUGUGCCAGUCCAGCAUCCUCUGCUACCAGCUGGCCUGUGACCUGCUGCAGAGACUGACCCCGCGUGAGGAGAUACGGCUGGUGGAGCCAUCUGAGUGUCUGGAGGAGAGUUUGGUUUUCCCUCAAACUGAAUUCGGUCUCAGGUCAGAGAAUGGAGCGGAUGAAGCAGACGUCCCGUCUGAAAACCCCGGCAGUCACAACCCGUCUCCGGAGAUCCCUCCGCUAAAGAAUAGUGCAGACAGGAAGUUCUCAUACCUACAGCUUCCUGUUUCUCUGAAGCUGCUGUACACCGUUCUGCAGGAGAUGAGUAAGUUUGAGGAACCAGACAUCCUCUUCAACAUGCUCAGCUGUCUGAAGAUCCUGUGUUUGCACGGAGAAUGCCUUUAUCACGCCAGGAAAGAUCACCCUCAGUUCUUGGCCUACAUCCAGGAGAAGAUGCUCAUUCCCAGCCUGUGGUCCAUGCUGAGGUCAGAGUUCUGUCAGCUGGCGUCUCUGGCUGUUCCUCAGCUCCUGCAUGCUCUCGCUCUGUCCCACGGAGCAGACAUCUUCUGGAGACUCGUGGACAGCAGCUUUAACAGCCAGGACUGGAAGAUCCGCUUCGAAGCAGUGGAGCGUGUGGCCGUCCUAUGUCGCUUUCUGGACAUCGGCUCGGUCACUAAGAGCCACGUGCUGAAGUAUUCUCUAGCUCACGCUUUCUGCUGCUUCCUGGCCAGCAUCGAGGACGUGAACCCGGCCGUGGCCACCAGAGCCCGUCUGCUGCUGGACACCAUCAAGCGGCCGGCCCUUCAGGGCCUGUGUCUGUGCCUGGACUUCCAGUUCGACACGGUGGUCAGGGACCGGCCGGUAAUCUUGAGUAAGCUGCUGCUGCUGCACUCGCUCAGACAGGAGAUCCCCGCUCUGAGCUGGGAGUUCUUCGUCAACCGCUUCGAGACGCUCUCGCUCGAGGCUCAGCUACACCUGGACUGCAAUAAAGAGUUCCCUUUUCCUACAACGAUCACAGCGGUCAGGACUAACGUGGCCAACCUGAGCGAUGCAGCCAUGUGGAAGAUCAAACGCGCUCGCUUCGCCCGCAACCGACAGAAGAGCGUCCGCUCGCUCCGGGACAGCGUGAAGGGCCCGUCCAGCUCCAAACGCACCUUCUCCCUGCCAGAGACGCUCUGCAACAAACUGCCUCUAAGACUCAUGAGACAAGAGCAGUCGGCACCUCUGCUGGGGAACAUGCUAGAGAAAGUCCUGUCAGGUGAGAGCUCUUCUCCGGAGGACGACUCGGUCAUUAAAGAUCUGCUGCCGGAGGACGCGGGCAUAGACCACCAGACAGUCCAUCAGCUCAUCAUGGUGCUCAUGAAGUUCAUGGCCAAAGACAAGAGCAGCGCAGAGACGGACAUCGGCAGCGCUAAAGCCUUCAACACGGUCAAGCGGCAUCUCUACGUCCUGCUGGGAUACGAUCAGCAGAUGGGCUGCUUCAUGAUCACCCCUCAGAAGAUGCGCUCGUCCACCUGCUUCAACGCCUUCAUCGCAGGAAUCGCUCGGGUGAUGGACUAUAACAUAGGUCUGGGCAAGCAGCUGCUGCCGCUGGUGGUCCAGGUGCUGAAGUACUGCACCUGUCCUCAGCUAAGACCUAACUUCCAGGAGCCUCCACGCUGCUCGCUCUGGGCCCUCAGACCUCACACCAGACAGAUGUGGCUCAAGGCCCUGCUCGUCAUCCUCUAUAAGUAUCCAUACCGAGAGAUGGACAUGAGUAAAGAGGUGGUGCUCCACCUGAUCCACAUCACCAUCAACACACUGAACGCUCAGUACCACAGCUGCCGGUCUCACGUGUCCGCUGGACCGCUGUACAGCGACAACUCCAACAUCAGCCGCUACAGCGAGAAGGAGAAAGAGGAGGACAGUGUGUUUGACGAGUCGGACAUCCACGAUACUCCGACAGGAGCGAGCAGUAAGGAGUCACAGACCUUCUUCGCCCGUCUGAAGAGAAUUGGUGGAAGCAAGUCUGUCAAGUAUCAGCCUGUGGAGCUCAAUGCUCAGAGAAGUGAGAUCGAGCUGGCCGAGUACAAGGAGGGUGGUGGGCUGCAGGACACGCUACUGUAUUCAGGCCGAGAGGAUAGCAACAGCAAGAAGAAGCGGCUGCAGGCCAUGCACAAGCAGAAGUCUCUGGACAUCAGCAACACAGAUUCCAUCCUCUUCAACCUGGACGAGCACCGCCGCAAGUCAUGCAUCGACCGCUGCGACCUGCAGGAGCCCUCGUCAUCCUCCUGCAUCGGCCGGCAGCAGCAUAGAGCGCAGCACCACGGCAAAGAUUCCUCCAACGGCCACUCCAUCAUCGACCGGAGAGGCUCCAGCGCUCAGAACGACAGCAUCCGGCCCAUCAUCCCAGAGGUGCGUCUCAGCUGUAUGGAGACGUUUGAGGAUAAACCGGCCGGUCUGGACUCACCCCGGGCUGCCACCAUGCUCGACAAGGACGACGCGGACCUCAUCGACCUGUCCUCCGACUGCACCUCCAUCCCAGAGAAGCACUCCAUUCUCUCACUGUCUGACAGUGACUCGCUGGUGUUCGAGCCACUGCCUCCGUUGCGCAUCGUGGAGAGCAAUGAGGACCUGUUUGAGGCGCUCAAGCUCCCCGGCGGAGUGCUGAGCAAACCCGAGGCUCCACUGCUGCAGGUCAGCCUCGAGGACUGCUCCGAGAGCCAGACGCUCCAGCCCCCCGUGACUCCUCAGGAGACCACCAUGACCCUUCAGCAGAAACGGGAUCUCUUCAGGAAAACAUCGCACAUGCCCAAUGCAUCCCUGGACGAUUCCUGCGUGCAGCCCGAGGACAGCAGCGGAAUGAGCCCUUCCAGCAGGUCCAUCGUGCUCCAGGUUCCUGCAGAUACGCUCGACUCGCUGGAUCCGUUAAACACACAGGGAGCGGGAGACGACGACAAUGAUGAGACCGACGAGAGAGACAGCGACCCCAAGCCUGAUGAUGAGAGCGACGAAGCUGAAUUCAAGAUCCAGAUUGUACCACGCCAGCGCAAAGAGAGGAAGAUUGCCGUCAGCGCCAUCCAGAGGGAGUAUCUGGACAUCUCCUUCAACACCAUAGACAAGAUGAGAGAACCGGCUGCAGAGUCAGAUGACAAAUCUCUGUCGAACCUGGAGAAGCCCAGAGAAUCGGCCUCAGCUCCGGCCCUGGAGGCCACCGUCCCCGAAACCAGCCAUCGUUCCUCAGUGUCCACUCAGUAUCGUCAGGUGAAGCGAGGCUCGCUGGGUGCCGUGACUAUGAGUCAGUUAAUGAAGCGGCAGCUGGAGCAUCAGUCCAGCGCUCCACAGAACAUCAGCACCUGGGACACGGGUCCAGUGAAGACCAGUCUGCUGUCGGCCCCGAGCACCGUCAGCAUGUUUGUUCCCGCUCCAGAAGACUUCAGCGACGAGCAGCCCACUACGAUGGCCGACAGGUGCCGGGACUGUGGGGCUGUUCUGGAGGAGUAUGACGAGGAGACUCUGGCUCUGGCUGUGGUGGUUCUGUCCAUGUUCAUCCACCUGAGUCCGGAUCUGGCCGCUCCGCUGCUGCUGGAGAUCAUGCAGUCUGUGGGCAGGUUGGCGUCUAGCUCCAAUUUCACAGGUCAAGCUGAAAGCAUGCUGAUUCCUGGGAACGUGGCCGGCGUCGCCAAGCAGUUCCUCCGCUGCGUUCUGCAUCAGCUCGCACCCAACGGCAUCCUCCCACAGCUCUUCCAGAGCAACAUUAAAGAUGGAAGCUUCCUGCGGACGCUGGCCACGUCUCUGAUUGAUUUCAAUGAGCUGAGCUCGGUCGCAGCGCUCAGUCAGCUCCUGGAGGGUCUGAACAAUAAGAAGGCUCUGCCGGCAGGAGGCACUAUACUGCACUGUCUGGACAACAUCGCCACCUUCAUGGAGACUCUUCCCAUGGACUCACCCAGCAACCUCUGGACAACCAUCUGUAACCAGUUCCAGACCUUUCUAACCAAACUACCUGCCGUUCUGCCGCUCAAGUGUCCUCUGGACUCAAGCCUCAGAAUAAUCAUUUGCUUGCUGAAAAUUCCUGUAACAAAUGCAACAAGAAGUCUGCUGGAGCCCUUCUCUAAACUGCUGAGUUUCGUUCUCCAGUACGGUGUGUUCAGUCUCUCGUAUCUCGUAGAGCUCUGUGGUUUAUGCUACAAAACCUUCAGCAAGGAGAGGGACAAGUUCUACAUGUCCAGAGUCGUUGUUCUGGAGCUGCUUCAGGCUCUGAAGUUCAAGUCAUCGAUUCCUGAUACGAACCUGCUGCUGCUGGUGCAGUUUGUGUGCACAGACAUCGGAACCCGGCUGGCUGAGUCCACCAUCCUCCAGAAGCACAUGAUCUCCGCUCUGCCUGGGUGCACCACAGCGGCGAUGGAGUGCCUGAGGCAGUAUCUGAGCGAGCUGCUGGACUUCAUCGCAGACAUGCACACGCUGACCAAGCUGAAGAGCCACAUGAAGGCGUGUUGUCAGCCGCUGCAUGAGGACACGUUCGGUGGGAAUCUGAAGGUCGGUCUGGCUCAGAUAGCAGCGAUGGAGAUCAGCAAAGGAAACCACAGAGACAACAAAGCGGUUAUUCGAUACCUGCCCUGGCUUUACCAUCCACCGUCUGCUAUGCAACAAGGACCCAAAGAGUUCAUCGAGUGUGUGUCACACAUCCGUCAGCUGUCCUGGCUGCUGCUGGGCUCUCUUACCCACAGUGCUCUGCAUCAGGGCUCCUCCUGCUGUAUGCCCAUUCCUCUGGACGCCGGCUCUCACAUCGCUGACCACCUGAUCGUCAUCCUGAUAGGAUUCCCGGAGCAGUCGAAGACGUCAGUGCUCCACAUGUGCUCUCUGUUCCACGCCUUCAUGUUCGCCCAGCUCUGGACCAUCUACUGCGAGCAGGCCGCGGCCAUCCCCUCCAACCAGAACCAGAAUGAGUUCUCCUCGGGUGCCAUCCUCACGGGCCUGGAGUUCUGGAGCCGCGUCACUCCCAGCAUCCUCCAGCUCAUGGCCCACAACAAAGUGAUGGUAGAGAUGGUCUGCUUGCAUGUCAUCAGUCUAAUGGAGGCCUUGCAGGAGUGUAACUCAACCAUCUUUGUGAAGCUGAUUCCCAUGUGGCUGCCCAUGAUUCAGUCCAACUUAAAUCAUCUGUCCGCCGGUCUCCAGCUGCGGCUACAGGCCAUCCAGAACCGGGUGAACCACCAGUGUCUCCAGAACCCUGGAUCCGGAUCGUUUCCGCUCACUCUGCGCAAGUGGCUUCAGUGCACUCAGUUUAAAAUGGCUCAGGUGGAGAUCCAGUCGUCAGAGGCGGCGUCCCAGUUUUACCCCAUGUGAUCGUUAAAGAUUGAUCAGACGAGCUUCAGCAGCAGCAGAUGUAGUUGCUCAAGGUUCACUCAAGCAGUGGUCUUCCUAGUGUGUGUGUGUGUGUGUGUGUGUUAUUAUCAAAUGCAUUACAGAAAUCAUGUAUAGAGAAAUAUCUUAGUCUGUUACAAGCAGGGAGAGGUUUUUUGCAUUAUCAGUAGUAUGCAUAUUUCAAACCAAAAUAAACAAUUCAAGAGUUUUUUAAACAAA